Messenger RNA from Nicotiana tabacum (common tobacco), 1991 nucleotides. Its product is annotated as putative pectinesterase/pectinesterase inhibitor 46. NCBI's taxonomy places the organism in Eukaryota, Viridiplantae, Streptophyta, Magnoliopsida, Solanales, Solanaceae. Gene Ontology annotation, biological process: cell wall modification. Gene Ontology annotation, molecular function: pectinesterase activity; enzyme inhibitor activity. The record is from RefSeq and is a predicted model, not a curated record.
GCCAUUCAUAAACAAAAGAAGUAAAUACUAAAUUUUCAUCUAAUUCUUGAUCGUAACCAUGGCAUCUCUUAAUCCAUGGGGAAAGCUCGACGAAAUUCAGCAUGAUAGGCUCAUGGCUCGUCGAAAGACAAUGAAGAGAAUCGCCAUUAUUGCCAUAUCCUCCAUUGUUCUUGUGUCCAUCAUUAUUGGUGCUGUGGUUGGUGGUGCUUCUCACAACAAAAACAAGGCUUCCCGAGAUGACAAUGGGUCGUCAAUUGCCUCGAGCAUUAAAGCAGUAUGCAGUUUAACCCUGUAUCCAGACUCUUGUAUCUCCAGCCUUUCACCAUAUGCUGCAAAAGGCAAUAAUCUCAAACCUCAAGACAUCUACAAGAUGUCCGUCCUAGUCGCCCUCAACGAGCUCUCUGGUGCCUCGGACAAGUUCUUCCAGAGUGAGGCAUUCAAGAACAUUAAUGAUCCAGCAGCCGCCAAAGCUCUUGAGAGUUGCCACGAGCUUUUAUCGCUUGCAUUGGAUCACCUGAAUGACACAUUGUCAGUUGCUGAGAACUCGUUAUUCGAUGGCUUUGAUGAUAUAAGAACAUGGUUGAGUUCUGCAGGGACAUAUCAGCAAACCUGCAUUGAUAGUUUUAAAAAUGUCACUUCAAUUGCCUUAAGCAAAGCUGCAGGGCAGAAUUUGAAGAACUCUACCGAGUACACCAGCAACAGCUUAGCACUUGUAACCUCAUUGGAACAAUCCGUUUCAAGUUUAGGCGCCAUUGGGAGGAGGCGUUUGAUGGAAUUUAGUGGCGGCGAUGAGUACCCGAGCUGGUUAUCCUCAAAUGACAGGAAAUUGCUUCAGAAAUCAGCACCAAAGAUAAAGGUGAAUGCAGUGGUGGCUAAAGAUGGUUCAGGGAAGUACAAGAGCAUUAAGGCUGCACUCAAGGCUGCACCAGAGAAGAGCAAGAAGAGAUAUGUGAUCUAUGUGAAACAGGGUAUUUACAAAGAGAAUGUGAGAAUUGAGAAGACUAAAUGGAACAUUAUGAUUAUUGGUGAUGGAAAAGAUGCUACCAUCGUUUCUGGUAACCGUAACUUCAUUGAUGGAACCCCUACAUUCAAAAGUGCCACAUUCGCCGUGUUUGGUAAGGGAUUCAUGGCACGCGAUAUGGGAUUUGUUAACACAGCUGGUGCAGCCAAGCAUCAAGCAGUUGCCUUGAUGUCAACCGCAGAUGAAUCCGUCUUCUACCGCUGCAAAAUGGACGCCUUCCAAGACACGCUUUACUCUCAUUCCAACAGACAAUUCUACAGAGACUGCGAUGUCUAUGGAACAGUGGACUUCAUUUUCGGAAACUCAGCCGUUGUCCUUCAGAACUGCAACAUUUUUCCAAGAAAACCAAUGACUGGCCAACAGAACACCAUCACAGCUCAAGGCAAAGUUGAUCCAAACCAAAACACUGGAAUUUCUAUCCAAAACUGUACCGUUAAGCCCUGGGGCAACCUUACUGGCAUCAACACUUUCUUGGGAAGGCCAUGGAAGAAUUACUCAACAACUGUUUUCAUGCAAUCAAAUUUGGGAGCUUUCAUUCAUCCAACUGGAUGGAUGCCAUGGGUUGGAACCACUGCUCCAAAUACUAUCUUUUAUGCUGAGUAUAAGAAUGUUGGACCUGGGGCUAAUACCAACAACAGGGUCAAUUGGAGAGGCUUGAAAUUGAGACUUACAAGCAAAAUUGUAAGCAAGUUUACAGUUAAGCCUUUCAUUCAGGGAGACAAAUGGCUUCCAGCAGCCGCCGUUCCAUUUAAGGCUGGCCUUUAAUACCUAUGGAGAGUUCAUAAACUGUAUUUGACUCUUCUAUUCUUUUUUUUAUGCUUUCAUUGGAUUUUGUUGUGAAGUAUAUCUUCUGCUGAUUUGCUCUUUUUGUCGGGCUUUUUUUACACAAGAGAUAUUUGUCAAAUUGAUUCAAUUUUAAAUGAGAAUUUACAAAAAUUCCAAAUGGAAUGAUGAGGAAUGAGCUUCUUGA